GUUCCUUCGCUAGACUGAGCAGGACGCUUUUCUUUUCUGGAAGUGCCUAAAGAAGAGCAAAGUCGAAGCAUAGGCUCGACUGGACUGAAGCGUCGCCAUGGCUUCGAUUGUACGCCAAAGCAAAUUUCGUCAUGUUUUCUGCAAACCGGUGAAGCAUGAGCAGUGUAUGUCGGAUAUACGAGUAAGCGAAGUCACAUGGGAUUCGUUGUUCUGCUCAGUCAAUCCAAAAUUUGUUGCCUUUAUCACCAAAGGUGCCGGUGGUCCGUUUAUGGUCAUACCCGUCAACAAGGUUGGCCGGAUCGACAAAGAUUAUCCAUUUGUUGAUGCUCAUAAAGGUGCUUGUCUGGAAGUUGCAUGGAGCCCAUUCAAUGACAAUGUGAUCGCCUCCUGUUCUGAGGACACCACAUGCAAGGUCUGGCUGAUUCCCGACAAAGGUCUCAUAAGAACACUUUCUGAGCCGGUCGUUGAGCUCAGUGGACAUCAGAAAAGAGUAAACACUCUGGCAUGGCAUCCUGUCGCCAGUAAUCUAUUGCUCACUGCUGGCGGUGAAAACAAGCUACUCUUGUGGAAUGUUGGCACUGGAGAAGCACUUCUUGAAAUUGCUGGGCAUCCUGAUCAAAUCUUUUGCAUCGGGUUCAACUACGAUGGUUCGCAGUUCGUCACCACCUGUAAGGACAAAAAGAUCCGAAUUCUGGACACUCGCAGCGGCGAAGUGCUACAUGAAGGCAUGGGCCACGAGGGUGUGAAACCACAGCGUGCAAUUUUUAUACGUGAUGGAAGAGUCCUCACUACAGGGUUUACUAAAAGAUCUGAGCGUCUGUAUGCAUUAAGAGCACCUGAUAAUUUGUCGCAACCCAUCAUCGAAGAAGAAUUAGACACAUCAAACGGAGUGCUUUUCCCUUUUUAUGACGAGGAUACGAAUCUGGUGUAUUUAUGCGGAAAGGGUGAUUGUGCGAUCCGAUACUAUGAAGUUAACAUGGAAUACCCGUAUGUUCAUUACAUCAAUACCUACACUACUAGCGAGCCACAAAGAGCUGCUGGUUUCCAAAGCAAACGAGGAGUGUGCUCUGAAGAAAAUGAAAUCAACAGAAUAUACAAACUUACAACAAAGGGAGUCGUGGACGUGCUUCAAUUCUUUGUGCCGCGGAAGUCCGAUCUCUUCCAGCAUGAUCUAUACCCAGACACACGCUCUACUGUUCCUGCCCUCACAGCUGAAGAAUUCAUGGAAGGGAAGAAUGCUAUGCCAAAUUUACAGCCUGUAAAUGCUGCGGCCGCACAGGCUAAACCUAAACUUCAGGUUGCGAAGAAAGCCAACAUACUUAAUCAACUUACACCCACAGCAGCAGAGGCAGCGUCACCCAGGUCAUAUUCAGAACAGUCAUCUCCGCAAGUAUCUGCACCGCCAUCACCGCGACCACAGCAGCAAAGACGACCAGUCAUUGACGAAGACAUGGGAAUAGUUCCCAUGAGUGCAGGUCAACAGCGUCCUCCAUCAUCACAACAACACUACCCGGAACGGCUAAGUCCCGAAAGACCACCGUCUCAAAUAACACCAAGACAACAAGUCAAUCUUCGCUCCCGUGCUGAAAGAGAUGAUGGAGGUUCACAAACCGCUGGACAACGAAGAGCAGCUGCCGAGUUAGAAAGGAUCAAAAGAGAUCAGGCACGCACGGCUCCAGAAGAAGACUAUAUGCCUCCACAGCGAUCUCCUCCGCAGCGGAAUGCUAAUACGACGCCAUCCCCACGUAUGAGCGUCAGCAGUACGGAUGGUCCGACAAGUAUGGAAGAGCUGUUGUCGGACUUUGCUAAAAUGAAGGCAGUAAUGCGACAGCAUGAGAGAAGAAUCCGCAUUUUAGAAGAGGAAAUAGCGGAGAGAAAUAUGAGCAAUGCAUACUCGUUCUAGCGUCGUUGCUGGCCUGAUAUUCAGUCCUUAUGAUGAGUGUUCUUACACUGCAGUGAAGCUAAUAUGGAUGCUCAAAUUUUAUAAGCAGAGGUGCUAUUAUGUACAGUUUCAAGCAGUUACAUGCUGAAUUAAUGGAGUUUGUGAAUAGAUAAAUCGUUGAAUAAGUUUACUGACAUGGAAUAAAUA
Molecule: messenger RNA, 2089 nt
Organism: Cylicocyclus nassatus
Lineage: Eukaryota; Metazoa; Nematoda; Chromadorea; Rhabditida; Strongylidae
Source: the annotation of a GenBank genome assembly